UGUCGUGUAUGGAUUUCGUGCAGAAGAAAACCGUAUUCUGCAUUUCAAAAGCAGAUAAUUCGUAAACGAAUGCUAUUACUUUUAUUUUAUAUUAUAUUAAAAAAUACAAGAAAAACGCACACGGCAAUUUGGGUACGUCCUAUAUUCAAAGAAGAAAGAAGGCUAAUGCAAGGAGCAAGUGACAACCUUGUUCGUGAAAUGGAGGAUACCGAUGUUGAAAAAUAUUUCAACUAUUUCCGGAUGCCAUUCGAGACAUUCCAGAAAUUGUUAACAAUUGUUGAACCAUACAUCACAAAAAAAACAAUAAUUCGAACACCGAUUUCUGCACGCAUCCGUUUACAAGUGACAUUGCGAUAUCUAGCUUCCGGAGACAGUAUGAUGUCCAUAUCUUACAGUUUCCGCAUAGCUCAUAAUACUGUUUCAAAAAUUGUCGCUGAGACUUGCCUUGUCAUUUGGAAUUGUCUGAAAAACGAAGUAUUUCUUCAACCGAAUACAGCUAAUUGGGAACAUAUUGCUGAAGAAUUUCAAAGCAUUUGCCAAUUUAAUCACUGUAUCGGAGCUCCUGAUGGAAAGCACGUUGUUAUUCAGGCACCACCAAACAGUGGAUCCACGUUUUACAAUUACAAAGGGCAACACAGCCUUGUUCUUCUUGGCAUAAGUGAUGCUAAUGGUUGCUUCAGUCUCGUCGAUAUUGGUGGUGAAGGAAGGCAGUGUGACAGUACAAUAUUUAAAAAUAGUGAGUUGGGGAAACGAUUCAGCGAUGGAUCGCUUGAACUGCCUGCACCAAAGUAUAUCGAAAAUACCAAUGUGAAAUUGCCCUAUGUGUUAGUCGCGGAUGAAGCAUUUGGACUAACGACAUAUAUGAUGAGACCGUUUUCUCGAAAUGAUCUAGAUACAAGAAAAAAAGUUUUCAACUAUAGAUUGAGCCGUGCUAGACGAACGGUAGAAUGUGCAUUCGGGUUACUCACUGCUAGAUGGCGGAUAUACGGAAAACCCAUAAUUGCUUCUACGUCGACAGCUCAAAAAAUUAUACAAGCAACGACAGUGUUACAUAAUUACAUCAUGUUAACUGAAAAGGAUUUGGAUAUAAAACAACGGUGUUAUUCAAAUUUCACAAUACAAGACCGUAAAGUGACUUCUCUAGGCUUGAGGGAUAUACCAAUAAGUUCUUCCUCUAACACCGCUGAAGCGAAAAAGAUUAGGGAAGACUUUGCUGACUUUUUCUAUGGAAGUGGAGCAUUGCCAUGGCAAUGGAACAAAGUAUUGAAUAAUGACUUUUGAAUAACGAAAAUUGUCCGAUAUAAGUUUCUUUUUUAAUUGCAACGUUUGAUUGGAAUUGUUC
This is a messenger RNA of Linepithema humile (Argentine ant), 1342 nucleotides long. RefSeq lists its product as uncharacterized. The record is from RefSeq and is a predicted model, not a curated record. NCBI's taxonomy places the organism in Eukaryota, Metazoa, Arthropoda, Insecta, Hymenoptera, Formicidae.